Westerdykella ornata is the source of this 1112-nucleotide messenger RNA. Its product is annotated as NAD(P)-binding protein. The record is from RefSeq and is a predicted model, not a curated record. NCBI's taxonomy places the organism in Eukaryota, Fungi, Ascomycota, Dothideomycetes, Pleosporales, Sporormiaceae. The transcript has 2 exons. The coding region runs from base 141 to 1112 and encodes 323 amino acids.
GCGGGAAUGUAUUCACAUAUGUACUAAUUAUAGCUCGUCAAUACAUAAACCAAGGCUUCCACAUCCAUCGAAACUGUCAAGAGCAACACCGAAGCAGUCUACGCACCUUAUAGAUUCCUAAAACACAGAUCAAAACGAAAAUGAUUACAGUGGCUGUUGCAGGCGGAACCUCUCCCGGCCUCGGCCGUUCGAUCCUCGAAGCCCUCAAGGAACAUCCCAAUGAGAUUAAACCCGUCGUCCUCUCGCGACAUGCAUCCACCACGCCGCAAUGGCUCAUCGAUCUCGACAUUGAGGUGCGCAAAGUAGACUACGGGUCCGAAGACGCUCUUGUAGAAGCUUUGCAAGGCGUGAACACGGUUCUCUGCACCCUCCUCGUCCGCGACGGCACCUGGGACUCGACGCAGAUUCGCCUCCUCAACGCCUCCCUCCGAGCAGGCGUAUCGCGCUUCGCGCCCGCAGAAUGGGGUCCCGGACCAUUAGCCGCACACCGGAUCUCGAUGCUGGCACCGCAACUCAGCGUCCGGGAAGCCUGUGGCUCCGUCCAGCAACAGCAUCCUUCGACUUUUGAAUUCGCGUGUUUCCGCCUCGGGGCGUUUAUGAAUUAUCUCGGGCACGGGGCUCCCGAUGAGCAAGAUGCGUUGCACGGGUUCAACGACAAUUGGGAGAAUUGUUGGUGGCAUGUUAAGGAGAUGAAGGCGGAGAUUCCGUUGACGAAGGAGGGGAAGGUGCCGAAGUGCACAUUGACGGAGAUCCGAGACGUAGGAAGAUUUGCCGCGGCGGCUUGUUUGUUGCCUUUUGGCUCUUGGAAGGAGGAUUUUAGCAUGGUCGGAGAGACGGUGGACAUGGAUGAGGUGGUUAGGAUUGCCGAAGAAGUGAGAGGGAGAAAGAUGGACGUUGUGUAUAGGGAGUUUAAGACUGUGGUGAAGGAGAAGGAGGAGGAGGGGCAUUUUUAUAGGAAGUUUUGGUAUGAGCUGGAGGAGAUGAUGGCGAGGGAGGAAGUGGGAGAGAGUGUGUUGGAACCGGUGCUGAAUCAAUUAUGCCCGGAUGUGAGGCCCAUAGGAGUGAAGGAGUACGUGAGGAAGUACUGGGGAUCUGAUGCAGCGAACAAAUAA